GGCGGGGGCAGGGGGCUGCGGAGUCGGUGGGUGAGGGUGCGGUGUCCGCGGGGACCCCGGCGCGCCCUCGGGCGGCGGAAGCCGGGCGCGCCCCUCUCCAGGCCGGGAUCGGGGCGGGGCGCGCGGUAUCCCCGCGGGGGGAGCUCGUCAGCCGGCGUCGCCGCCGCCAAAGUUUCCCGGAGGAGCCACGGCCGCCCUUCCUUGCCAGGCCCCGGGCGUGGGGACUAGCCGCCGGCGAGGACUGUUUCCGAGGGCAGCGGGGCCCGCUCUCCAGCCAGACCCCGCGCCUCCAUUGCGCCCAACUCGGAUUCCCAACUUGGGAGGCGCCGCGGGCCUGCGCACGCGCGCGCCUUCCUCGCCUCCUCCUCCUCUUUCUCCUCGUCCUCCCCCCACUGGGGAGCAGGCUCUGGGCCGAGCCGGGCGCAGAGACCCGCGCCCAGCGCGCUGACCCCAGGCUCCCGGCCCGCCGCCUCCGCCCAUGCCGACGCCCGCAGCCGGCCCGGUGCGCCCUCGCCCGAGGGUCAGCUAAGCGCGGGCCGGCGGCAGCGGCAAGAGGUGGGCCCGGCCCGGCGCUGCCCUCGACAGCGGCAAGUUUGGGAGUUGCACUAGUUUGCGGGGUGGGGGAGAGGCCGGGCGGGGGGCCAUGGAGGAGGACCGGGGGUCGGCGCUGGCGGCCGAGUCGGCGCUGGAGAAGAACGUGGCGGAGCUGACCGUCAUGGACGUGUACGACAUCGCGUCGCUCGUGGGCCACGAGUUCGAGCGGGUCAUCGACCAGCACGGCUGCGAGGCCAUCGCGCGCCUCAUGCCCAAGGUCGUGCGUGUCCUGGAGAUCCUGGAGGUGCUGGUCAGCCGCCACCACGUCGCGCCCGAGCUGGACGAGCUGCGCCUCGAGCUGGACCGACUGCGCCUGGAGAGGAUGGACCGCAUCGAGAAGGAGCGCAAGCACCAGAAGGAGCUGGAGCUGGUGGAGGACGUGUGGCGAGGGGAAGCACAAGACCUCCUUUCCCAGAUCGCCCAGCUGCAAGAGGAGAACAAGCAGCUCAUGACCAACCUCUCCCACAAGGACGUCAGCUUCUCUGAGGAGGAGUUCCAGAAGCACGAAGGCAUGUCGGAGCGGGAGCGACAGGUGAUGAAGAAGCUGAAGGAGGUGGUGGACAAACAGCGCGACGAGAUCCGCGCCAAGGAUCGGGAGCUCGGGCUGAAGAACGAGGACGUCGAGGCUCUGCAGCAGCAGCAGACCCGGCUGAUGAAGAUCAACCACGACCUCCGGCACCGCGUCACAGUGGUGGAGGCCCAGGGGAAGGCCCUGAUCGAACAGAAGGUAGAACUGGAGGCAGAUCUGCAAACCAAGGAGCAGGAGAUGGGCAGCCUGCGGGCGGAGCUCGGGAAGCUGAGAGAGAGGCUGCAGGGCGAGCUCAGCCAGAACGGAGAGGAGGAGCCUGUGAUGGAGCUGGGCGGAGACGCGUGUGUCUCCGAGGCGGAGAAGGUGGCCAUGGAUCUCAAGGACCCCAACCGCCCCCGGUUCACACUGCAGGAACUGCGGGAUGUGCUGCACGAGAGGAACGAGCUCAAGUCCAAAGUGUUUUUGUUGCAGGAGGAGCUGGCAUACUAUAAGAGUGAAGAAAUAGAAGAGGAAAAUCGAAUACCCCAACCUCCACCUGUCACCCACCCGAGAAUGUCCCCCCAGCCGGAGUCUGGGAUCAAGCGACUUAAAGAAGGUCCUUUAAGUGACGGGUUUAGCUUCUUCUCCCGAGAUAAGAAGCGUCUGGCCAACACGCAGAGAAACGUGCGCAUCCACGAGUCCUUUGGCCAGUGGGCCAACUGCCACCGCGACGACGGUUACACGGAGCAAGGACAGGAGGCCCUGCAGCACCUGUGACCGUGACCCAUCUCUGUCCUUGGACCUGAACCACCAGCGCCUGCAACAGAACCUGGCCGCCUUGGGUGUCACACCCUCAAACCUGAUCCCUCCAACAAACUGUCUGCUUUGAGGGAGCACGUCAAAAAACUGAUGCCAAACUCUAAAGAAACGUUUAUUUAUACCAGGGCUAUCACUGUUUCUAAUAGAUGACUCUGAUCCCUUAGGAUAUAUAUUUAAUAAGACCACGAGCGGAAGCUGACUUUUGCAUUAACUUCAGUAACGCAAGCUUCGCCAGAUACAUCACAUGCCGCUAUAAUUGCUGUUUGACUUGCUUUGUAUGAAAUUAUUUGUGUAGCGGUUUUAUGAUCACAUUUGUCAUACUUAAAUGGGAGGCAGGGAAGUGGUAGGUUUUCAUUAGUUACGUUCAUGACAUUGUCAUGGUGGUAGCAUAAUAUAUAGGAUGCAUCGACUAGACAGGCAGGGCCUCUGAAGUCACAGGAUGAGCUGGCCCAGCUUAGGCACAAAGCAAACGGAAAAUAGGGAGGACAGUCCUCCUGCCCAGAAACUGGAGACAAGUUUGCAAGAGCCUGUGGUUCUCUAUUGCACCUUGUUACUGAUAAUGCCUAGAGCAUGUAGCAAUGUUCAAGGCCAGUGCCUUGGAAUCUGCUGUGAGUUAUGCAGUACUAACCAAACAAAGUUGCUAAGGAUGAAACAUUGCAACAUUU
Molecule: messenger RNA, 2586 nt
Organism: Balaenoptera acutorostrata (minke whale)
Lineage: Eukaryota; Metazoa; Chordata; Mammalia; Artiodactyla; Balaenopteridae
Gene: RILPL1
Product: Rab interacting lysosomal protein like 1
Exons: 8
Coding region: 644-1879 (411 amino acids)
Biological process (GO): cilium assembly
Cellular component (GO): ciliary basal body; cytoplasm
Molecular function (GO): protein dimerization activity
Source: RefSeq, a predicted model, not a curated record